CACUGGCGUCACCUAACAUAACAACCUGCUACGUACGCUAAAAAUAAUAACAAAUUGUUUAGAGGCAGCUAAGCUAUGGCAGUUUUAACUGGGUCUCGUGACAUAAAGGUGUGAUUUGUAAACUGAAUAGCCUCUAGGCUAAAUACCCUAUUCCUGAAUACCAGGAAAUUCAGCUAUGGGGAAUACAUCAUCUAGGAGUUCUUUCUCGGGAAUCAAAAUGCAACCUGCCAAAACGACUCUGUUUAAACAGGAGCAAACAGGGAUAACAUACAGAAUCCCAGCUCUUAUUUACCUGCAAGAGAGUCGGACAUUUCUCGCCUUUGCAGAAAAGCGCUCUUCCCCCAGUGACAGUGACGCAAAAAGUAUUGUUAUGAGGAGAGGAUCUCAGCAAAAUGGAUCCACUCAGUGGUCAGAUUCCCAGGAGCUGUUACCAGCUCGUUUACCAGACCAUCGCACCAUGAAUCCCUGCCCGGUGUAUGAGAAAAACACCAAGACUCUAUUCCUGUUUUUCAUCUGCAUUUUGGGCCACACUCCAGAGCAUCAUCAGAUUUGGACAGGCAAGAAUAAAGCCCACCUGUGUUACAUAACCAGUAAUGAUGAGGGUCAGACCUGGAGCCAGAUAAAGGACUUGACAGAGAGUGUGAUUGGCAAAACCGUCAGAAGGUGGGCUACAUUUGCUGUGGGACCAGGCCAUGGCAUUCAAAUGGAGAGCGGAAGAUUGAUCAUUCCCGCCUACGCCUAUUACGUCCACUUCAAAUGCUUCUCCUUUCCCUUCCCUUUCACGGUGCAGCCCCACGCCCUCUCAAUAUACAGCGACGACUUUGGUCAGACGUGGCAAAUGGGCAGGAUGCUUCAGAGAAAGUCCUCUGAAUGCGAGAUGGCAGAGAUCAUAGACCACGAGGGAAGGAGUCAUCUCUACUGCAACGCUCGCAAUAUGCAAGGUCACCGAGUGGAGGCCCUGAGUGAGAGCGCUGGGCUUUAUUUUGACAAGCCCCGCUUGGCCCCCAAGUUGGUGGAGAUGUGCCACGGUGGUUGCCAGGGCAGUGUCAUUGGCUUUCCGGCCCCGGAACAAAGCGAGGAGGUCACGGCCGGCGCCACGUCCUCACCAAUGCCGUCAGACGUGCAAACCUGGCUACUGUUCACCCACCCAACCAGUAGGAGGAAGAGGAAAGACUUGGGGGUGUAUCUGAACCGCUCCCCGCUGCACACACCUGGCUGGGACCGGCCCUGGGUCAUCCACAGCGGUCCCAGUGGUUACUCAGACCUGGCGUACAGUGAGGAGACCGAGCAGUUUGCGUGCUUGAUGGAAUGUGGGGAGAAGAGUGAGCUUGAACAGAUCGCCUUCAUGACUUUCCCCCUGAGUGAUGUCAUGCAGACCAUCGAUGAGAAAGAGAAUACCUUCUAGGUCGUUCCUUUUUAAAAAGACAUUAUUUCAGUACUACACUUACAAUUCCAGUCAAAAUUAGUGGUCAGUAGAUGGAUGACAUCAUAUGUAUCCUCUAUUUGUAUUUAAAAAAAGAAGCGAUCUGAAAAUAAUGAAUCGGAAUCAUUUAUCAAAGUUGUUUUUGUGUAAAAAAAAACGAAUAGUUAACUUGACGUUAUCAUUUUGCCGAAAAGGCAACCAUAGUUCAAAUAAAUGUAGAAUAAUGUGUAGUUAUGACCAUUUUAUGAAGUCUGAGUGUAUGGACUGCAAUGCAUGCUGUCAUAAGAUGACAAUCUCUGAGCAGUGUAUUUAAACUGCAUACGUUUGUGACUUGCAGUUCUACGAUGUUACUCCUUUCACCUCUACAUUGGGUGGCUUAUAUUAUAUUUCAGUUCCUCAGCCAAACACUGUGAACAGAACAACCACCUACAGGCCUUGAUGAGACCACACCUCUGUUCUUCAGGCAUUAUGUCCCUAGAGAAUGAACAGACAUCCCUCUAUCAAGUCUAUCCCACAUACACCAGUCCUGUCUUUCUGCACUAUCUUACGUUUGGACAGUUCACCAACAUUCCUCAUAGCACUAUGAAUGUUAUGACAAACUCAUUUAUCUACAUUUUCUCUUGGUAUUUUAAGCUGGUUUUCGGACCCUGUGUAAAGCCCUGACAGUGACGGACUGACAAGAGUCUGCUGAAGGACAGAUCAGCAUUAUUGGCUGGUCAUUCCGUGCCAAAUUUGAUUCAUGUAUUCAUUGUGUCUCUAAAUUACCAUAUGCUAAAAUAGUCCUGCCACAACUACCUCCACAUUCUUAUUCCUGCCUGCAUCAUUAGCUAUGCAGAAGAUGCAUAUGAAUAUAUUAAUCAUUUAUGUGAAUGGCAUGCGGAAACUAUGUCUUUUGAAAAUAAACAUACAAAAUCUGUCAAGCUUA
Molecule: messenger RNA, 2348 nt
Organism: Esox lucius (northern pike)
Lineage: Eukaryota; Metazoa; Chordata; Actinopteri; Esociformes; Esocidae
Gene: neu3.1
Product: sialidase 3 (membrane sialidase), tandem duplicate 1
Exons: 3
Coding region: 176-1405 (409 amino acids)
Biological process (GO): oligosaccharide catabolic process; ganglioside catabolic process
Cellular component (GO): cytoplasm; membrane; lysosome
Molecular function (GO): exo-alpha-sialidase activity
Source: RefSeq, a predicted model, not a curated record